AUGAAUAAAGAUUAUUACAGCGUUUUAGGAGUUAGUCCUUAAGCAUCCGAUCCAGAGAUUGCUCAGAAAUUCAGAGUGCUUGCUUUAACUUACCACCCAGAAAAGAAUAAGAGUAAUAUGGCCUAAGCUAAUUAUAUCUUCACCUAAGUGUGUGAAGCUUACGAAGUAUUAAGUAACCCAUAAUUAAGAGAGGUUUACGACAGAUAUGGCGAACAUUUACUUAAGAAUGGAGUGCCUGAAGCUAAGUUAGGAUUCAAAGGAGGCUAUAAGUUUAGUGGAAACACACUUGAGAUUUUUGAGAAAUUUUUCGGCACAUCUAAUCCAUUCACAAUUGCCCUAGAUGACAAUGGAAAUACUCUUUCGUUAGUUGAACAGUUUUAGCAGAAAUAUCAGAGAUUGUUCUUCAAAAAAUUCUAGGAGCUUAGAGUAAAUGUUGAGUGCACACUAGAGGAAUUCUUUUUCGGUUGCAAAAAAGAGAUACUAUUUGAAAGGAUAUAAUUAAUGGCAGAUGAGAGAAGUGAAAAGGUUCAAGUAAUCAGCAGAGAAAUUGAGAUCAAACCAGGCAUGGGUCCUUGGACUGAGCUAAGAUUCCCAAAAGAGGGCCACUAGAGAUUUGCUAAUGAACAAAGCGAUUUGAUUAUUCAAUUGAUUGAGGAGAAGCAUCCUCAUUUCGAGAGAAGUCAGGAUGAUAUAAUAUAUAAUCAUAAAAUCACUCUAGCUGACAGCCUUUUAUCUAAACCAAUCAUUUUCACUACCAUUGACAAUGAGAUGAUCGAGAUAGCAAUAGAUGAAGUAAUUUGCCCUCAAACACAAAAAGUUAUUCCAGAGAAAGGGAUGCCAAUUUUUAAUAACGACCCUCUUGGCCCACUGAGAAAAUCUUAUCAAAGAGGAAAUUUAAUAGUGAGAUUCGAUAUAGAAUUCCCAAGACAACUUACAUUCAGCCAAAAGUAGGAACUAACUGACAUCCUUAAUGAAGAAGAGUGA
Molecule: messenger RNA, 984 nt
Organism: Stylonychia lemnae
Lineage: Eukaryota; Ciliophora; Spirotrichea; Sporadotrichida; Oxytrichidae
Source: the annotation of a GenBank genome assembly